CUGUUUUUACACCAUGGACAAGCGAAAGAAGGUGGUGCGAGAAGUCAAGGGGUUGCCCAGAUGCGACCUCACAGGCUUCCCCCAACAUCUGGGCGAAGGUCGACACUGGAACCAAGUGGUGGUUCGUUUGCACGCACCCAGGAGAAAUGGCUGUCACCACUGCCACCGCCUCAUAGAUCACCGGAUGUCGGUGAGUGAAAAAGUAUUUUUUGUUGUGAUGGGUGGAAAAAUGGCUGAGUCUUUUUUUUUCUGGGUUUCAGAUUGGCAUGAUGGUGGAAAUGGCGCGUCAGCCCCCCAAUCUCGACAACCUGAUGAACGAGGGCAUUGCGUUCAUCAUUAACCGAUUCAAGAGUGAGAUCCCCAAGUGUCCCAUUGGUCAGCGCCCCGUCAUGAUUGGCAGGAGGAAGGCCGCCUAUGAUACUGUUGACAAAGUCAUGAAACGCUUGGAUUUGAUCAUGAAU
Messenger RNA from Porites lobata, 461 nucleotides. The record is from the annotation of a GenBank genome assembly. NCBI's taxonomy places the organism in Eukaryota, Metazoa, Cnidaria, Anthozoa, Scleractinia, Poritidae.